This is a messenger RNA of Arthroderma uncinatum, 2571 nucleotides long. RefSeq names its product vacuolar protein sorting-associated protein. The transcript has 7 exons. The coding region runs from base 1 to 2571 and encodes 856 amino acids. Gene Ontology annotation, biological process: intracellular protein transport; retrograde transport, endosome to Golgi. The record is from RefSeq and is a predicted model, not a curated record. Lineage: Eukaryota; Fungi; Ascomycota; Eurotiomycetes; Onygenales; Arthrodermataceae. Gene Ontology annotation, cellular component: retromer complex; late endosome; retromer, cargo-selective complex.
AUGGCCAGUGCCCCCCAUGUGCCGGAGGACCAGAGUCGCCUCCUCGAAGAGGCUCUGGGGGUGGUACGACAGCAAUCGCAUAUGAUGCGGAGGUGCUUGGAAACACCGGGAAAGCUGAUGGAUGCAUUGAAAUGCGGAUCUACGCUGGUUGCCGAACUUCGAACCCCUACAUUGGGCCCAAAGCAAUACUACGAGCUGUACAUGUCGGUGUUCGAUGCGCUUCGUCACCUGUCGGAUUAUCUCCGGGAGUCUCAUCCAGUGAACCACCUGGCGGAUUUAUAUGAACUGGUCCAGUAUGCUGGGAAUAUCGUCCCUCGCCUCUACCUCAUGAUUACCGUCGGCACCGUGUAUAUGUCGAUUCCGGAUGCGCCAGUGAAGGAAAUUAUGAAGGACAUGAUGGAAAUGAGUAGAGGCGUGCAGCAUCCAAUCCGCGGUUUAUUCCUGAGAUACUAUCUCUCCGGCCAGGCGCGGGACCACUUACCCAUGGGCUCCGGCGAUGGACCUCAAGGCAACUUACAGGAUUCGACCAAUUUCGUUUUGACUAAUUUCGUGGAAAUGAACAAGCUAUGGGUCCGGUUACAGCACCAGGGACACUCAAGGGAGCGAGAGAAGCGAACACAGGAAAGAAAAGAGCUGGAGCUUCUUGUUGGGAGCAAUCUUGUUCGUCUAAGCCAGCUGGUCGACCUAGAGUCCUACAAAUCGGUGAUAUUGCAACCUCUCCUAGAGCAAGUGGUUCAAUGCCGGGAUGUGCUCGCACAAGAGUACUUGUUAGAAGUGAUAACGAAAGUUUUCCCGGAUGAAUACCAUCUACAUACUCUGGACUCAAUGCUGUCUGCCAUUGCAAGGUUGAACCCCCAUGUUGACAUGAAGAAAAUUGUAAUCGGCCUCAUGGAUAGGCUCUCCACUUAUGCAACCCGGGGCUCCGAAAAGAGCGAUGAUCCGGAAGUAAGGAAAAAAGCUGAGGAAGAGGCAACAGUAAAGCUGUUGGCAAACCUACAACUUUCAAAACAACGAAACGAGGCAUCCGCAGCCUCUAACCAACAGAAAGCUGAAAGCAAGGAGAAUGGUAAUUCACAGACAGAGGACACUGACGUGAAAAAGUCCGAGGAGGGAGAAACUACUGCUAGAUCUACGGAACCGGAUGCAGCAGGUGACCAGAAAGAUAGCCAUGAAUCCACGCCGACUCUUCCUGGGGAUGUUAAGCUCUACGAAAUCUUUUACGAUCAGGUGCUUAACCUGGUGAAAACCCGAGGAAUUCCCAUUCAAGACACCAUUGCACUUUUAGUUUCAUUGGCAAAUCUCGCCUUAAAUAUAUACCCAGACCGGCUAGAAUAUGUCGACCAAGUGCUUCAAUACGCCACGAAAACUGCAAUUGAACACUCCGAUAGUGCAGACUUCCAUUCUGCGCCCGCGCAGUCUAGUAUAUUAAACCUUUUACUCGCCCCUCUCCAAUCUUACGUUUCUAUAUUCACGGCACUCUCACUUCCAAAUUAUAUCCCUCUUUUUGCUGCACAGUCAUACUCAACCCGAAGAGCAGUUGCGGGCGAAGUUGCACGAAAUAUCAUGCGAAACAAAAUAUUAAUUAGCUCCCCUGAGAAUCUUGAUAAUGUCCUCCAGAUCUUACGGGUUUUAAUCAAAGAAGGGAUGCAGCAACCCGGUGGAUACCCUGGUGCCCAGUCUCAACGACGCGGAGGGGAAACUGAUGAGACAAUCGAGGAGCAAGGAUGGCUUGCGCGCAUAGUUCAUCUGAUUCAAGGGCCAGACAAUGAUACUCAACUCAAGCUCGCCCGCAAGUAUAAGAGCCGUGAACACUUUGAAGACAACUGGCAAUCGCAGUCAUCUGCACUAUUUCGAUUCAUGCAUCAGUGUGUUAGUAAUUUGUACCAACGGGUAAACUCCGGAUGUGCAGACCUAGCGCUACGGCUCUUUGUUCUUUGCGGUCAAACGGCAGAUGAAACUGGCUUUGAGGAAGUUAGCUACGAAUUUUUCGCGCAGGCAUUCACGAUUUACGAAGAUUCAAUUAGCGAUUCAAGGGCCCAGUUCCAAGCCGUUUGUAUCAUCUCAAGCGCUUUGCAUGGGUCUAGGAAUUUUGGAAGGGAGAAUUACGAUACUCUCAUCACCAAGGCUGCUCUUCACGGUAGCAAGCUUCUGAAGAAACCGGAUCAGUGUCGUGCUGUGUACUUAGCAAGUCAUCUCUGGUGGGUUGUUGAGAGUCCGCUAAAAGAAGGGGAUGAACCGAAUAUUGUCUAUCGUGAUGGUAAACGUGUUCUUGAGUGCCUUCAGAGGGCGCUUCGUGUUGCGGACGCUUGCAUGGACACCGCUGUAUCGGUUGAGCUCUUUAUUGAGAUACUUAACCGCUACGUCUACUAUUUUGACCAGCAAAACGAAACCGUGACGACGAAAUAUCUCAAUGGCCUCAUAGAGCUUAUAUAUUCUAAUCUUCAGUCGAACCAGACCGAGGGAGUGCCAGGUUCCGGCCUGGAGAAUCCUAAACGUCAUUUCGAGCGAACGUUGGGCUAUAUCAGAUCUAGAGGAUGGGAAGGAGUCGUGACAGAGGCACCAAGGCAAUAA